This is a messenger RNA of Dicentrarchus labrax (European seabass), 4233 nucleotides long. RefSeq names its product speckle type BTB/POZ protein (gene spop). Lineage: Eukaryota; Metazoa; Chordata; Actinopteri; Moronidae. Bases 662 to 1786 code for a protein of 374 amino acids. The record is from RefSeq and is a predicted model, not a curated record. The transcript has 12 exons. Gene Ontology annotation, molecular function: ubiquitin protein ligase binding. Gene Ontology annotation, biological process: proteasome-mediated ubiquitin-dependent protein catabolic process; regulation of proteolysis. Gene Ontology annotation, cellular component: cytoplasm; nucleus.
CUAACCCGGAAGUGCAGUGACAGCUCCUCUCAAAAAAAAAAAAAAAAAAUCCUUCAUCCCUUUCGUUGAACAGCGAAACAAAGCUUGCCAAGAAGCUCAGGCUUUGGACAGACAUGCAGUACUGACACACCUACAGACAGAGAGACCUGACGGACAGAGUCCAGCUGGCGAGUCAUGGCAGCAGCAAGCGGAACAGAUGUGCGAGGGACUUUGAUCUAGAGAGGGUGAGAAGGACUAUCCAAGAUGGCUUUGAUUCUCAUCCUCCUCUCCGCCACUGCCUCCACACUGUCCAGUUCCAACCUGAUCACCUAGCUGGCCUUCCUUAACAGCUUUUUGAGGCUGCUGACCUCUCUUGCACACCACUGUGAAGAACAGAGCGCUGGCUACUACAGACUGAUAGAAGAUCUGCAGAAACACACUGAAGGAGUCUCCUCAGGAAGAACAGUCUGCUCUGUCCCUUCCUGAAGGGUGCCCGUAGCUGUUUUGGAGUCUGGACGUCCUGUUGUACUGGUUGCAACUGUGCGGCUCUCCAUACAGCAGGUGUUGUUUCAGACGCAGCCAGCUUGACAGAUUUUUGGCACCUCCCUCCCCUACACGCCCCAUACCACCUCACCCCACACCUGGCUGGUGCUCCGGCCCCAUUCAGUCAUCAAGGCUGGCAAUGUCCAGAGUCCCAAGCCCCUCUCCCCCGGUGGAAAUGUCCAGCGGUCCCGUGGCUGAGAGCUGGUGUUAUACUCAGAUCAAAGUGGUAAAGUUCUCCUACAUGUGGACCAUCAACAACUUCAGCUUCUGCCGUGAGGAGAUGGGAGAGGUCAUCAAAAGCUCCACUUUCUCCUCAGGAGCCAACGACAAACUCAAAUGGUGUUUGCGUGUGAACCCUAAAGGUCUGGAUGAGGAGAGUAAAGACUAUCUAUCACUUUACUUGCUCUUAGUCAGCUGCCCAAAAAGUGAGGUGCGCGCCAAGUUUAAGUUUUCUAUCCUCAAUGCCAAGGGAGAAGAGACCAAAGCCAUGGAGAGCCAGAGAGCAUACCGUUUUGUCCAGGGGAAGGACUGGGGUUUCAAAAAGUUCAUAAGGAGGGACUUCCUGCUGGACGAGGCCAACGGUCUGCUGCCUGAUGACAAAUUAACACUUUUCUGUGAGGUGAGUGUGGUGCAGGACUCUGUGAACAUCUCAGGCCAGAACACAACGAACAUGGUGAAGGUACCGGAUUGCAGGCUGGCGGAGGAGCUCGGAGAUCUGUGGGAAAACUCUAGAUUCACCGACUGCUCCCUGUGUGUCGCUGGCCAGAAAUUCCAGGCACACAAAGCCAUCCUAGCAGCUCGCUCGCCGGUGUUCAGUGCCAUGUUUGAGCACGAGAUGGAAGAGAGUAAGAAGAACCGUGUGGAGAUAAAUGACGUGGAACCAGAUGUCUUCAAAGAGAUGAUGUGCUUCAUCUACACAGGCAAGGCCCCCAACCUGGACAAGAUGGCUGAUGACCUGCUGGCUGCAGCUGACAAGUAUGCUCUGGAGAGGCUGAAGGUGAUGUGCGAGGACGCUCUGUGCACAAGUCUCAGUGUGGAGAACGCCGCAGACGUCCUCAUCCUCGCCGACCUGCACAGCGCCGACCAGCUCAAGACGCAGGCCGUGGACUUCAUCAACUAUCACGCAGCUGAUGUGAUGGAGACAUCUGCCUGGAAGUCCAUGGUGAUCUCUCACCCACACCUGGUAGCAGAGGCCUAUCACUCCCUGGCCUCGGCUCAGUGCCCCUUCCUGGGUCCCCCGAGAAAACGUCUCAAACAGUCCUAGUGGUGCGGAGAGACUCUCCUGUCCUGGCCCUGCUGUGUCCUCCUGUACCAGCGACCUCACUGCUCCUCCCUCCCAGUCCUCCUUUCUCUCCUACAGCAUCCAGACUGAAACCCCUGGCCUGAUAUAGCUGAGGGGAGCUACUCAGCUGGGCAGACAAGAGAAUUACAGGACUGAUGCCACAGAGGAGCUAUCUCUGUAGGUGGGGAUGGAAUGAAUUCUAUAAGAUCUAAACGUGGAUAUUUAUGGUUUGCAAGCUCAAAACCUUGCGUAUUCCAAAUAUCCUUUAUCUACAAUAUUGGAAAGCUAGAACCAUAAUCUGCGAGUCAGUCGCGUAAACAACUGAUCUUCUCGCCCGGAAGAAAAGGCACUUCUGACUUCCUGUAAAUACAAUUUUGUGGCAUAUUGUCUUGUACAGUGUCUCGAAUGUUAAAGCCCAAACUGUGCUUAUAAAAGGACAAGUGAAGAGGAUCAACCAACCAGGAAGUGAAAGACUACUGUUUCCAUUGUUGUUGAUUUAAACAGUGUUUGCACAAAGUAUUGUUUUUAUACAGCACAAAGAUAUCUCAGUUUGAAUGAAAGAAAACAAAUCUGAACACGUUUUAAUGUUCACUAUUUAGCCUGUGCCUUAAACCGGCCAAACACUGUACGGGUGGUUAAGUCAGAUUUUCGCCCCGGUUGCCCUGAUUCUAAAAUAGGGCUAAAUUUCUGCCAAUCGGAUGUGAAUUGACAUGCAGUUUGAUGGGGGAUCACGAUACAACAUUAAUUAACUGAACAAUCAACGAUCUGACUUGUCAGAUUGGUUGGAUUUCUGGCAUGUCAGAAAUUGUGGUCUGCUGUCUGGGAGUUUGAGCAGUUUAACAGUCUGAUUUCCCUCAUGGCUGCUGUCAAAAUAUCCAUUAUGCUGCUUUUAAUAUAUUUUGGAGAAGUGUUUUACAUGUUGUGGCUAAAACUGUAUUCUUGACUGAGGCUAUAGAUAUACUGCUAUACUGUGAUAUAAAACUGAACUGUGCUGCAGAACAGACUGACCAUAUUGUCUGCAUCUUCCAGCCAUCUGCAGCUCCAUAUUUUUCUUUUUUUAUUUCCAUUCAUAGUAUAAUUGCACAAAACUAGUCCUGGAUUUCGCUCAUUAGAGGAAGUUGUCUUCAUUAAACUUUCUUCGAAUUGUCACUGGAAAAAAAAUGGCGGCUGUUUCAUUGACACAUCCAGUGUGAACAUUAAAGUCCACAUUAGGCCAGGUUCUGGCCAUGUGGAAAGGCAGAUUAACUUGAGUAGUGUGAGAACACAACGUAGAAGAUGAAUACAAACACACAGUGUCUGCCUGGCUGUAAAAAAAGAUCAUCAAAUGAUCUGAUUUUUACUCACCUGUUACCACAAUUCAUUCCCUGUGACUGAAUCAAUGUUUUGGCCUCUGAACCUUUAAAAUACAGAUGUUUUGAAUUUUGUCCAGCAUGCCUGUGUCUUCUUUCGUCUUUGAUAUCUUCAUCACUGUGCAGUUUGGCCACAUCCACCAGUUACUGACUCAUUAAUGAACAGCCUCUUUCAACUUGCCGCCAGAUCAGUGUGUGUGAGUAACACAUUUCAGUUUCAAGCUUAAUCCUCUCAUGAUCAAAGUUCAGUCCCCCGGUGCACGUGCUGCUCACCUCGUCUGAUCACAAGAGCUCAUAUACAGCUGUGUCGUAUGUAGACUCAGCUCUCACUCGUGGUCACAGGCCUGUUUGACUUUGUCUCAGUGGCCUUGCUUAGAGAAUAGAUAGGUUGUAAUCACUUCAGAGAGAGCUGGGCCUUUCUCUUGGACAGUAUUUUAACAGGGAUUUCUCUGUGUUGACCAAAGUCGAAGCCCAGCGGGCUUUAAGGAAGCUCAUCCCUGAGCCCUGAAAAUCGCUCCUCAUCAAACAGUCAGCCCUGGCCGGCGAUCAUUGGGGAUAUUCUGGCAUUGUCCCGGCACUCAUCAAACAGAGGAAAGGCCAUUAUUUGUGAUACACACAGUACACUGUAGAAUCCUGACAGACCACAUAUUAGGAGGAGUGAUGAUUCAAUUACAUUAUUUAUAUUUAUGGAGCCGCAACUAAAUGUGAAGAUAUUGUGAUCGAUGUGUGCUUCAGUGCAAAUGAAGAGCAUUAUUUUUGAAUGAACCAGUACUAAGAAGGUGAGCUGGGUAGUAUAUGAGAAUGGAUUAAGAGACUUUGAUAUGAUUGUUGUCUAGGGUUGUUGUUGUAACCCAUUUCGAAGUAUAGGUUACAUUUGUGUUUUCCUGGUCUUUAAGGUUUAGUGACACUGAAGUGCCUGAGCAUAUUUGACUGUUUGUAUCGGAGUUCACACCUCACAUUACUAGUGGGUACACCCUUACAAUAUUGUUCUUUUUUCCCUGCUUACCUUUGUGUAUUUAACUUUAUUCGCACUGUCGGUGUGUUGUGUUUGUGUUUUAAUAAACUGCCAGAUGGACCAAA